UCCGCUGGCCCCCGGUGUCCCUGUGACGAGGCAGCGCGGAGCCGCCUUGGGUCGGGCCUAUCCCGUUACAACGGCCCCGGGGCCCAGCAGGGGUGAGGAGGGGAGGGAGCAGCGCCAAGUGAGGCGCAGAGCGUGGCCAGAAUGGUGCUGGAGGGAAAUCCUGAAGUGGGGUCCCCCCGAACCUCAGAUCUCCAGCAUACCGGGAACAAUGGCUCUUGCUUCCUUUCUUCUCCUGGUGAAGGUGCACAGCCUGGUGAAGAGCCUAUCAAGUAUGGCGAACUCAUCGUCCUGGGAUGCUGUGAGGAAGGAGGUGAGGAAACCGAGGCUCAGAGAGGGGAAGUGACUGGCCCAAGGGCACACAGCUGUUACAACGGGUGUCUGGCAAGUGGGGACAAGGGCCGCCGGCGAAGCCGCCUGGCACUGAGCCGCCGUCCACAUGCCAAUGGAGUGAAGCCAGAUGUUAUGCACCACAUCUCCACGCCGCUCGUGUCCAAGGCACUGAGUAACCGAGGCCAGCACAGUAUCUCAUACACACUGUCCCGGAGCCACUCGGUUAUAGUGGAGUACACCCAUGACAGUGACACAGACAUGUUCCAGAUUGGCCGCUCUACGGAGAACAUGAUCGACUUUGUGGUAACAGAUACAUCCCCUGGAGGAAGUGCUGCCGAGGGCCCUUCUGCCCAGAGCACCAUUUCUCGCUAUGCCUGCCGCAUCCUGUGUGAACGAAGGCCGCCCUACACUGCUCGUAUCUAUGCGGCUGGCUUUGACACCUCCAGCAAUAUCUUCCUUGGAGAGCGGGCAGCCAAAUGGCGGACCCCCGAUGGCCUGAUGGAUGGCCUGACCACCAAUGGGGUGCUGGUGAUGCACCCUGCGGGCGGCUUCUCCGAGGACUCAGCCCCGGGUGUCUGGCGGGAGAUCUCAGUCUGCGGGAACGUGUACACACUGCGGGACAGCCGCUCCGCACAGCAGCGGGGGAAGCUGGUGGAAAAUGAAUCCAACGUGCUGCAAGACGGCUCGCUCAUCGACCUGUGUGGGGCCACGCUGCUGUGGCGCACUCCGGCAGGGCUGCUGCGGGCACCCACGCUAAAGCAGUUAGAGGCCCAGCGGCAGGAAGCAAAUGCAGCACGGCCCCAGUGCCCCGUGGGCCUCAGUACCUUGGCCUUCCCCAGUCCAGCCCGGGGCCGCACAGCACCUGACAAGCAGCAACCUUGGGUCUACGUCCGUUGUGGCCACGUCCACGGCUACCAUGGCUGGGGCUGCCGGCGGGAGCGAGGCCCCCAGGAGCGCGAAUGUCCUCUCUGCCGCCUCGUAGGGCCCUAUGUGCCCCUGUGGCUUGGCCAGGAGGCUGGCCUCUGCCUGGACCCUGGGCCACCCAGCCAUGCCUUUGCUCCCUGUGGCCAUGUCUGCUCUGAGAAGACUGCCCGCUACUGGGCCCAGACACCGCUGCCCCAUGGUACCCAUGCUUUCCAUGCUGCCUGUCCCUUUUGUGGGGCCUGGCUCACUGGUGAGCAUGGCUGCGUCCGCCUCAUUUUUCAGGGGCCACUGGACUAGGCUCUCCUGGACCUUUGCUGUCUCAUCUGACUGCCCACCAAGGUCCCCCCUCCUGCAGCCCAGAUAAAGCUCUGCAUGUGGGAUUUUACUUGUUGGCACAUAGCCACACAGGUUGGACACACUGGAGAGGCUGUGACCCUCUCCCUAACUCUGACCCCUACGGGGGUCCCCAAUAUCUCUACCCCAGUCAUACUGAUGGGGCCUUCAGCAACAGCUUUGCUCCUGAUUGCUGAAGGGAAUCCCAGCUCCUUGCCUCUGCCUUUGUUGGGGUAUCCCACAUCAUGCCGCCUACACUGUGCCCUUGGGGGAGUGAAGGGGCUACGGUCACUGACCCCCAGCUUAGGCUGACUGCACUCUGAGCCUGCCAACCCAAUACCAGAUAUUCAUCCUUUUUGCUAUUGACCUGGGUUUCUCUAUAAACCUUGCUGCUCAGCUGCCCUCAC
Molecule: messenger RNA, 1994 nt
Organism: Octodon degus (degu)
Lineage: Eukaryota; Metazoa; Chordata; Mammalia; Rodentia; Octodontidae
Gene: Peli3
Product: pellino E3 ubiquitin protein ligase family member 3
Exons: 8
Coding region: 142-1551 (469 amino acids)
Biological process (GO): regulation of Toll signaling pathway; protein K63-linked ubiquitination
Molecular function (GO): ubiquitin protein ligase activity; protein binding
Source: RefSeq, a predicted model, not a curated record